UUUUGAAGCUGAGGCGCGUGCUAUCAUGUCUGCUGUGUGGAAAUAUUUCAAAGUGAACGACGAGAACGACGCAGUCGCAAACUGUCAGAUAUGUAAAAUUGGGAUAUCGAGGGGUGGUAAGGACAAAGCUGCUUUUAACACAACAAACUUGAUACGGCACUUGAAAAACAAACACCCGACGCAAUAUACAGAGUUUACACAGGCAACCAAGCCGAAGGUUAGCCAGCCCACAGUGGAAGAGGCUUUCAAGAAGCGAGAGAAAAUGCCCCGCGACUGUGAAAAGGCGAAAAAGAUAACAGAAAAGAUAGCCGAGAUGAUAGCAAUGAGUGACCAGCCACUCUCCCUGGUAGACGACCCGGGAUUUGUCAUGCUUAUGGAGUAUGUGGAACCACGAUACGACAUGCCCUCUCGACACUAUUUCUCAGAAAAGGCUCUGCCAGCGCUCCAGAAAAAGAUUAGCGACAAGCUACUUGUCCUAUUGAAAGACGUGCCUGAUGUCGCGUUUACCACAGAUAUCUGGAGUUCGUCUGUGUCUCCGAUGUCACUACUGAGCCUCACUGCGCAAUGGAUCAACUCCAGUUUUGUUUUACGCCGUGCAACUUUGCAUGCCCAGGAAUUCCGUGGAUCCCACACAGCAGAGCGCAUCCAGCAGGCGAUGGAGAAGAUGCUUAACAACUGGGGAAUAGACAAGAACCGAGUUCAUGUCAUUUUGCGCGAUAACGCUGCAAAUAUGAAGAAAGCCAUGCUGGAUAUGGGAGUACAGAGUGUGGGCUGUGUAGCGCAUACAUUCCAACUUGUCGUGCACGAGGGCCUGCUUUCCCAGCGCAGCGUCAUAGACACACUGGCCAACGCGAGGAAGAUUGUAGGCCAUUUCAAGCACUCCCCGCUAGCCUACUUCCGUCUGGAAGACAUCCAGAUGGACUUGAACAUGGAUGUCAAGCGCCUGCAGAAAGAUGUGCAGGUGAGAUUCCUCUUUCCAUUAUUUAUUUUUAUCCAUUAUUACUAUUUUAUCCUAUUAUUUAUUCCCAUGCACUUUUUAGUACUAAAUAAAUACUUUGCUCUGCACCUGGCUUGCCAACACAAUUUCUUUGUCAUAGUCAACGUCAACUUUAUUUAUAAAGCACAUUUAAAAACUACAUCGGUCGACCAAAGUGCUGAACACUAAUAAAAACAAAUAAUAACAACAUAGCCAUAAGAAGACAGAGUCUAUCCAUUGCACAGCCAUAAUACUACUCUGCACAAAAAUAAAGUGAAUGAAAGCACACUCUUAAUGAUAUUUUAUAUUUAUUAUGUGCAGACGAGAUGGAACAGCAGCCUCUACAUGCUGCAGAGUCUGUUGGAACAAAAACGGGCCCUCAGUGUGUAUGCUGCUGAACGCACUCUACCAGCGACACUGACAGUCAACCAGUGGGAGCUGAUGACGAAGACAGCAGAGGUGCUUGUUCCCUUUGAAGAGCUGACCAGGGAUGUGAGCAGAGAGACUGCAUCUGCAGCUGAUGUGUUGCCUGCCAUUACAGUCCUCAGACGUGUUCUGUCUCGAGAGGAAGAGCAUGACCAGGGAAUCAGGACCAUGAAGAGGACUCUCCUGGAGGCAGUGGAGAAACGCUUUGCUAAUGUGGAAACAGAGCCACUCUUCUACAUGGCCACUCUACUCGACGCCAGAUACAAAGAUGGUUUCUUCACCAAGUCAGCCCACCUGACGCUUGCCAAAGACCACCUCAUCCAGGAGGUGGCAAAGAAGACGGAGGAGAGGAGGGCCACCACCAGCAAAGAGCCAGAGGCAGCAGAGCCAGAUGAACAUGGAAGAAGGCAGAGGUGUUGGUCACCUCCAACUCCACCUCUUCCUCCACCACGUCUGACAGAGGCAGAGGAGCUGGUCCUGAGUCAGGUCACUGAGUGA
Epinephelus moara (kelp grouper) is the source of this 1900-nucleotide messenger RNA. Its product is annotated as zinc finger BED domain-containing protein 4-like. The record is from RefSeq and is a predicted model, not a curated record. Lineage: Eukaryota; Metazoa; Chordata; Actinopteri; Perciformes; Serranidae. The transcript is spliced from 4 exons. The coding region runs from base 1271 to 1900 and encodes 209 amino acids.